AUGAAGAGGGUUGUGGAGAAGAGCGGGAGAAACCAAGAKGGCUCUGUCAAUGGGGGGAGCUGGAAUAUCCGCCACUUCCGCUCCAGCUCAGUGCCCAUCCCCCUGGCUGUAGAGAACUUGGUACAUUCCAGCCAUGGCCCAUCCAUCAGACCGGCCCUUCAACAGGCGGCCCAUACCACUGAGGAUGGGGGAGGCCUGGCAUCACCACGGAAACAGCCUCCCCCUAAACCCAAGCGGGACCCCAGCACUCGUCUGAGUGCGUCCUACGAGGCAGUCAGCGCCGGACUGACUCUGGGACCCCCGAGAGAGAGCCCCACUCCCGAGGGCUACGGGUCCCCUGCAGGGAGCCCCCCCAAAACACAGUUGUCCCCUACGGAUGCUCUGUCCAAGCCGCGACCCCACAGUGAUGACUACACCACCAUGAGGAAGGUGCCUCCUCCCAAGCCCAAGAGGAACCCCAACACAAAGCUCACUGGCUCCUAUGAAGAGAUCAACGCUGCCGGCUUGAACUUCCUCCAGCUCCGCCCCGCUGAUGUCAAACUGGCCCUGCUGUCCCGCACUGGAGGGCUAGGGGGUAUGGGGUGUCUGAGAGGGCUGAUGCAGCGUGCAGCAUCUGUGGACGGCCCACAGGGGGCGACACUGAGCCUGCACCAUAACCAGGAUGAGGAGGAUGUGUACAUAGAGAUGGUGGGGGCUCAGGCCAGGAGUUACAGUCUGGGAGGGAGUUACCAGGACCCCCCCGACAGCCCCGAGCAGGGAGACACCGAGGCCGUCUAUGAGGAGAUGAAGUACUUCCUGCCCGAGGAGGCGGGACUUCCUGUGGGAGGGGCAGUUGCUGCGGCGAAGGCAGCUGGGAAGCUGGAGGCGUUAGGGUUGAUGUUAGGGGGYUUAGGGUUGGGCUUGUCUCCCUCUCAGAGUGGAGAGGGGAAGAGGGCAGGGCCGGGGGGUGUAUCUACUACCAUGGAGGCCCAAACAUCUGCCGCCGGAGGAAACAGCAAGCUCCCUCAUAGUAAAGAAGGAUGGUGUGACAUCCCUGCACCAUUCCCCAACCUGCUCACCCACCGCCCCCCUCUCCUGGUGUUCCCCCCCUCCCCAACAGACACCACGCAGACCCCACCAAACACCCCCACAAAAACAACAAAACCACGCAGGACCCCCACCACACCCCCCCCCAAAAGGCUGCAGAGGGGACAAGCCCACACCUCGCCUACUCCUCGCAGCACAAGUCCACCCGCCCCAAGAGAGCGCCGCGGCACGCGUGCCCACUCACUGGCUCAUAUCACUCCGGCCCCUGGACUAGUUUUCAACCAGCCAACGGAGACCCUGACUACAGCCCUCAGCCAGCUGGAUGAGCCUCAACACCCUGUUCAGCUCUGGACGCAGCCUGCUCAAGAAGACCACUUACAGGACGCAAGAUGA
This is a messenger RNA of Salvelinus sp. IW2-2015, 1419 nucleotides long. The record is from RefSeq and is a predicted model, not a curated record. Lineage: Eukaryota; Metazoa; Chordata; Actinopteri; Salmoniformes; Salmonidae.